This is a messenger RNA of Paramecium tetraurelia, 1077 nucleotides long. RefSeq lists its product as uncharacterized. Gene Ontology annotation, molecular function: cysteine-type endopeptidase activity. NCBI's taxonomy places the organism in Eukaryota, Ciliophora, Oligohymenophorea, Peniculida, Parameciidae. The transcript is spliced from 4 exons. The record is from RefSeq and is a predicted model, not a curated record. Gene Ontology annotation, cellular component: lysosome.
AUGAAGCGCAUAGUAUUGAGCUUACUGUGUAUAGGCAUAUGCUUAUCCAUUAGUAAUAGAAGUGUGCAAGAAACACUAAUUGCUGAGAUGGACAAUGAACACGUAAAUGAGCAUGACUAAUUGAUCUUUCGUAAUUGGAUGUUAGAAUAUGGCAAAUCAUAUGACAAUGAUUUUACAGCAAUACAUAGAAUGCAGAUCUUUAUGAGAAAUAAGAAAAACAUUGAAAAACAUAAUCAUGUUGGAGCAAAAUAUAAAGCUAAAUUGAAUGAAUUUUCAGAUUAAGAUUAUGAUGAGUUAUCAUUGAAAAUGUUCAUGCAUUUAGAUUUUAGCGAUGACGAUUUUAAAUUCGGCAAUCCACAUUUCUUUAGCAAAGAAGACAUCAAGGAAUUGCGAAAUCAUCCCAUCCUGACUCAAAUGAGAGAAUAAGCAAGGAAAGGAGACUCUUUGGAUUGGACAAAGCAAGUAACACCCUCCAGACCAUAAGGAACAUGCGGUAGUUGUUGGGCAUUCUCCUCCUCUGAUGUUGCAAUAAGUAGACUUGCAUUGAAGGGAAAGGAAGACUUAACCCAAUUGUCAAAGACUCAUUUAAUAGAUUGUUGUGUUGGAGAUAAGAAUAAGGGAUGCAAUGGAGGAUCUCCUAUUGGUGCAUACAAAUUCAUAAAUGAGAAUGGAGCACUCAAGGAGAAUGAAUAUAGAGAAUAUGACGCUACAUAACAAGAAUGUAAAAAGCCAGUAGGAACAAUUGGCAAAGGUCAGAUAGCUGAUGUUGAAAAGGUAGACGAUCCAAAUUUUGAACAAAUUAAAGAGGCUCUUCAAGAUGGUCCAGUCACUGCCUUAAUGUAUGCAGACAAAUCAUGGUUCGAAUAUGGAGGUGGUAUCAUUGACACUUGUAGUUAUGUCGGAGCCAAAGAGCUCAGCCAUGCAGUUGUCAUUGUUGGAUAUGGAAAAGAUCAUUAUAAAGUCAAAAACUCUUGGGGACCAGGCUGGGGAGAAAAUGGAUUUUUUUAGGUUCAAAGAACUGGAGCUCCUGAAUGUUUGGAUAAGAUUAAGAAGAUUUCGUACCCAAUUAUUUAAUGA